AUGCCUCACCGGGGCCUAGUGGCUGGACCAGACUUUGAAGUUUUUCAGCGUCGCUAUUUCACGCCGGCAGAGGUGGCCCAACACAACCGACCCGAGGACCUCUGGGUGUCUUACCUGGGCUACGUGUAUGAUUUGACGCCCUUGGCACAAGAGUACAAAGGGGACCUGCUGCUAAAACCCAUCUUGGAAGUUGCAGGCCAGGACAUCAGCCACUGGUUUGACCCAAAGACUAGAGACAUCCUCAAGCACAUAGAUCCUCUGACCGGAGCUCUGAGGUACUGCACCCCGCGGGGCCGCUUCCUGCACGUCCCUCCUCAGCUACCCCGGUCAGACUGGGCCAAUGAUUUUGAGAAGCCUUGGUGGCAGGGAUCUCGUUAUGAGGUAGGACGACUGUCUGCGAAGACUAGGCACAUCCGCAUCAUUAACACGCUCACUUCGCAGGAGCACACACUGGAGGUGGGAUCCUUGGAAUCAAUGUGGGAAAUCCUACACCGCUAUCUACCCUAUAAUGCACAUGCUGCCAGCUACACAUGGAGAUAUGAAGGGAAGAACCUGAAAAUGGACAGUACUCUGGAAGAGAAUGGGAUCUGUGAUGAAGAUGAAGAAUUUGACUGGCUCAAUAUGGACAGUGCACGCUACACACCUGCAUUACUGCUCUAUUUCAACGAUGACCUCACGGAGCUAUAA
Chrysochloris asiatica (Cape golden mole) is the source of this 687-nucleotide messenger RNA. Its product is annotated as cytochrome b5 domain-containing protein 1-like. The coding region runs from base 1 to 687 and encodes 228 amino acids. The transcript is spliced from 4 exons. The record is from RefSeq and is a predicted model, not a curated record. NCBI's taxonomy places the organism in Eukaryota, Metazoa, Chordata, Mammalia, Afrosoricida, Chrysochloridae.